AUGACGAGCGAUCUGAUUACGAGUUGGCUAGAAGGCGGGCAAGCUCGCAAAGAUGUGCUACUACUUCUCGUAUGCUCCCUACUCGACGCGUUUCCGGUGUACGAGGAUCUUUCCCUCGACUUGGCCGAUCCGCCAACGUUACGCCCUCAUCAUCAUCAUCAUCGGAAGCAUCACCGCCGACACAAGAAACGGAGGAGCCUCAGCUCGAAGGAGGGCGAGGCGAACAACAAUCGGCGUGUCAUUCAGAUGAAACCCUACUGGCCGUGGCCG
This is a messenger RNA of Mesorhabditis spiculigera, 270 nucleotides long. The record is from the annotation of a GenBank genome assembly. NCBI's taxonomy places the organism in Eukaryota, Metazoa, Nematoda, Chromadorea, Rhabditida, Rhabditidae.